GGAUGUUGAGAAAGUUCUCAUCUCGCCAGAUUGUGUUAUGUGGGUUUUGCUUUUGUCUCCUCUUCGUGCUUCUAAAUAUUGUCCUCUACCUUGACUUCUUGCCUACUUAUGUUCCAGAUGCAAAAUACGAUAUAAAUAGUUUAGUGGACGCCUCCCAGUGUCCCGCUUGCUAUGGAGUAUUUUCAUCGUGCCGAGAGUUCAAAAUGGAAAAAAUGAGUCAUGGUCACGUCUUCUUCGGCACCUUUCGCAAUCAACCUGCAGUGGCGAAAACAGUGAAAAACAGAGACGAAAAAUGUGCUCUGUUGGCCAAGUGGAUAGGCGGAGAGCAUAAAUGCGAAGACAAACGUGCAUACCAAGAACUGGAAAGAACUUACAAAAAAGGACUGGAAAUGAAGUUUUUGGAAACCUUUGGAUUAUGUCCGUCGAGAAGAUUGCAUAGGCAAAUGUCACCAAACGAUUUUUACACGUUGGUUUUCGAUUACUCAUUGUUUCUCAGUUUGAGAUCGUCGAUUUUUGGUUUAAUGAAUAUUUUUCCUGGAAUCAUUUCCGUUUGUCCACAGAUAUCAGUAGUUCAAAACAUGGGAAAACCUUUGGAGAGUUUCGAGAAAUCUAGUUUGGUGAGUCGAUACAGAAUUAGCUUCGAGGCGCUAAAGUUAGCUGAAACGUUGUCAGACACAAAAAGUGGUUUCAUUCUGUAUAUGACGGAUACAGCGCUGGAUAACUUAGUUUGGACAAGUGACGGGAGAGUCGUGCCUGUAGAUUUAGACGAUAUUCACGCGGUAGAUAUACGUGAAGUUAAGGAGCCAGAUGGUUAUUACAUCCAUAAACAUGAAGCUUGUUCCAAUGAUUGUGUUAGAUACGCACCCAGUGAGUUGUGCAAAUAUGGAUCCGGUGAUUUAAAUUAUUAUUUGAUGUGUAAACAUGUUGUGAACAAAUUGAUUUUCUACGACGCCGAUGAAGAUUUGUUGGAUGUUUUGGAAAAGUGUGUCUCAGAUGGAAAAGAGCGUAAGCGUGAACAGCAUGUGAAAAAGCUAAAGAAUGAACUUUUUUACAGGUUGAGUCAUACAGGAAUACCUGUUGAGUUGAAUUUCGUCACAUCUGAAAUAAAGAACGGAUACUGAUAGCUUUUCAGACUUAUUUCAAGCAAAUAACUAAAGAUUACACAAUAAAUUGCUUUGAGCUAAAUGUGCAUUAGAUUUUGGUGCAUUUGAUUUUCGUAAAUUAUGUUAAACGCACUAGCAGGGUUAAAUUGUCCUUAAAAAGUUUAUUUAUUUGUAUAUCUAGUUCAUUUUAUGCCGCUUAUGUUCAGCCAUAUCAAUUUGUAAUUCAA
This is a messenger RNA of Symsagittifera roscoffensis, 1330 nucleotides long. RefSeq lists its product as uncharacterized. Bases 3 to 1121 code for a protein of 372 amino acids. The transcript has 2 exons. The record is from RefSeq and is a predicted model, not a curated record. Lineage: Eukaryota; Metazoa; Xenacoelomorpha; Acoela; Convolutidae.